AUCUUGUUAAGCGGCCAGUGCAGUUCCGAUGCUCAUCGGGCUCAGUCGACGAUCAAUCGCCCAUCUUUCACCGUCUUCCAAAUGCAUUGCUUGUGGAUAUUGUUGUGUGGCGUGCUGUGUUUUCUAACGGCUGUCCGGUGUUCUGAUAUCGGGCAAGAAGCGCAACCGUGUACUACGCCUAAAGGUAUCGCUGGCCAAUGUGUACGAGUGCGUGACUGUGGCUAUGUGUUGGAUCUCCUGCGCAAGGACAACUUUUUCUACAACGAUACGGAAUAUCUGAAGCGAUUGCAGUGUGGCACACUGCCGGAUGGAAGGGCACUGGUCUGCUGUCCCCGGUUUGUGAACGAACCGCAGUGUGGCCCAUUUGCGCUUGGUGUUCGCAUUUUCGGUGGGAAUGAUACGAAGAUAGGAGAAUAUCCUUGGAUGGCGUUGUUACGGUUUCAGACGCGCAACCGCAAGAUCCAGGCGAACUGUGCUGGUUCGCUGAUCAGCAAGCGGUUCGUGCUGACGGCUGCCCAUUGCUACACAAUGGCCAAGAAGAAGGGAUGGGCUAUUCACUCGGUACGCGUUGCGGAAUGGAAUUAUAUGAACCAUCGGGGAAAUAAAGAUUGCAAACAGCUUCCGGGUUACGGCGUACCGAUCUGCCGGAAGGAUUAUGAUGUGGCCCGAUUUGUGGUUCAUCCCGACUAUCGCGUUAACUACGCGGUACACGUGAACGACAUUGCACUGAUCGAGCUGACGGCCGAUGUUGAGUAUAACGUUUUCGUCACACCAAUAUGUCUACCGGUGAAUGCAACCAUUCUGCCACCGGGUGGUCCCGGUACGGAGUACACGGCAGCUGGCUGGGGUUCCACAGAUCAAGAUUCCGGAAUGUCAUACUUGCUGAAGCAGAUAAAUCUGCGCGAGUUUGAUAUGAAUCGGUGCAAGAAGCUGUUCCAGGUACCCAAUGACGACGGGGUCGGAGUGGGCCACAUCUGCGCCGGUGGAGUACGCGGUGAGGACACGUGCCACGGAGACUCGGGUGGUCCGCUGAUGGAGUCCGCGGAUGGCGUUUGGUAUUUGACCGGAAUCACCAGCUUCGGAUGGCCCCGGUGUGGGAUGGAAGGAGUCCCAGGAGUGUACACGAACGUUAGCCACUAUCUUGACUGGAUUGCGCAGGAGACAUACCGAGGAAUUCUGGUGUAAGGUGUUGAAUGGUGGCUGUUCGCGCUAGUCUUCAUUAUCUGUUCACCAACAGCGAAUAAAUGUUGACGUUGUUUGGGUUAA
Anopheles stephensi (Asian malaria mosquito) is the source of this 1266-nucleotide messenger RNA. Its product is annotated as CLIP domain-containing serine protease B14-like. The transcript has 3 exons. Lineage: Eukaryota; Metazoa; Arthropoda; Insecta; Diptera; Culicidae. Gene Ontology annotation, molecular function: serine-type endopeptidase activity. The record is from RefSeq and is a predicted model, not a curated record. Gene Ontology annotation, biological process: proteolysis. The coding region runs from base 82 to 1185 and encodes 367 amino acids.